Mus musculus (house mouse) is the source of this 2153-nucleotide messenger RNA. Its product is annotated as RIKEN cDNA 4930571K23 gene. NCBI's taxonomy places the organism in Eukaryota, Metazoa, Chordata, Mammalia, Rodentia, Muridae. The record is from RefSeq and is marked validated. The transcript has a single exon.
GUCACUGAAGUGACUAACUGGUAUCAGGGAGGCAUUGUUCUCCCACCCACCUCACAGGUACCAUCACCAUGGGAACCAAGCUGACCAAUGAGAACAAACACUGAGCCACCUCUCCCCAAGACAGGCCACAACCAACAUUCAGAGGCCUCCAGGGCCCCCUCCUGGAUAAACCAAUCCCACUGCCCCCCGCCACCAAGGCGGAAAACAGAGGAUCUUCUGCCUGGAAUGCUCAAGAGCAAAAGCCAAACUCAUCCUUACCCAGCUUAGAGGUCCAGGCACAUGUGGGGUCCUGCCAUUCAGCAACCAUUCAGAAGCCCCCAAAGACUGUCCGUAGUACCUUGGGAACACCCCAGAGCACUGAGAGCCUCGUGAAGAGCACACAGAGCCUCAAGCCAGAGGUAUGCAGCAUCUCCACCCCCACAAGCAGUGGCUAUGAAGCCGACGGGGAGUGCAGCAAGGACAACCUGGUUAACAGGAAGCAAACAGUGAGGCUAACUAAGCGUCUCACCACCCGGGUGGAGAGCAGCGAGAUAUUCCCCGUGCCCCAUCUCAGCCCAUUCAAGAUCCGAAGGCUGGCCAGGAAAGGCCAGUGCUCCCAGAAGUCUGGAGGGGAAAAGUGAGACCAGCCUGCCGGAUGGCAGAGUCAGCAGUCUGAGUAGCAUCAGCUUCCUCAGCCCAGGCAGCAGUUUCCUGUCCUACCAGGUGAGCAGUGGGCUUCUCAGCUCCAGCAGCAGCAGCAGCAACACCAGCAGCAGCAGCAGGCCCUCCAGCAAGGCCAAUAGCAGCCAGAACAUUAGGGUGGACUGUAAUGAGCAGAGCGAGCCAAGAAGCAACACCAACCUCCAGGAAGACAAAGCCAGGGACCCUGUGGAAAGUAGCAGCCAGUCCACCCAGGCUGAGCAGCCCACCCAGGAACCCAUGCCUUUAUGAGGAAAUUUCUCAGCUGCUAGUAUCUAGACACUAGGGCCCAACAAAUACUGGUUCAUCUGGAACAUCCAUUAGCAACUUAAGUAGGAAAAACUACAGAAGUGGGAGCUGUCUUCUAUAGCCAUGACCAUCAACAGACAGGUUACAUACAGGACUGUCUGCUGAGAAGUAGGUGAAGUGGACCAUCUGUAUAGGAAGAUGUUGUGAGAAGAGCUGGAACAAGAACCAUCGAUGCCAGGCCAUCUUUAUCAAGCCACCCAUGGGAAGAGCAUCAAGUGCCAUGAACCUCAGCACAGGCUACCCGUAAGAUCCAUCGAAACUAUCAGCACCAAGAUCAGUAGUGACAAUUGACAACUGUUUUAAGAACCCUUAGAAGGCAGAACCUUCCAUGAUGAACCCAUUAUAAACAAUGAGCACCAUGUACAACUGCCUUGUGCUCAGAAGAAACGUAUCACCUCUACUGGGAGUGGCCCAGGUCCAGAGGCAUCUGGAAUGAUAAGGACCCUGCAUGGGGAUCUAUAACCAUGGGGAACUCCAUCUCUACUGAGUACUAUAAUGUACAGGCACUGCCCAUGGAAGCUCUAACCGGGGGACACUGUAUACAAAGAACAUCCAUGACUCCCAACAGUAUAACCCAGCCCAUCUUGGGGAUCAUCAAACGCAGUUGGUAGUACCACUAGCCCCAGGGUAAAGUGUCUAGAAAGAACUUCUGAGGGGAUAUGUCAAAGGACCCAGGUGGCCAAAGAACAUCACCCAUGGGAGAGCUGUGCUUCCCAUCUGAUUCUUUCUGGGCAUCUAUACCCCACAUUCCAUCCAGGAGCAAAGGCUGAAUACACUGUUUCUGUCUCUAUGUUGGCCUCAGAAAAGCAGAAAUCAGAAGCCAGGGACAGCCCUUUUGCUCAGAUGGUCAGAACCAGACUCCCUGUGGCAGUACAUCAUGGUAACUGCCACCAUAGACUCAGAGACCAUCCUGCAGGAACUGGUAGGGCAGGAACUCUACACCAUGGACAAAUGCUGCAUAAGUGGAUAAGAGGCCUAAGGCCCUGCCCCCAUCCCUUCUCAGAACAGUGGAACCAUUCCCCAGGCUAAACACAUAGAUCCAGGAAACAAGAGGGUGCAUGAAGAGGAGAGGCCAGCGGCAGACAAUGAAAACAUCCACUGGGCACCAGAAGGAAAGUGGAGGGGGCACCAAGCACAAUAAAUGGUAUCUGGAGAGGUCACAUGUA